This is a messenger RNA of Helianthus annuus (common sunflower), 792 nucleotides long. RefSeq names its product ubiquitin carboxyl-terminal hydrolase 12. NCBI's taxonomy places the organism in Eukaryota, Viridiplantae, Streptophyta, Magnoliopsida, Asterales, Asteraceae. Bases 1 to 792 code for a protein of 263 amino acids. The record is from RefSeq and is a predicted model, not a curated record. Gene Ontology annotation, molecular function: protein binding. The transcript is spliced from 4 exons.
AUGUCUAGGAGACUAGAUUUGUACCCAAACGGAAAUGGUGAAGACGAUGAUUGUAGCCACAUUUCUUUGUAUGUGGGAAUAUGUAACACUGAUAGUUGCUUACAAGGGUGGGAUGUCUGUGUUGAUGUUACUUUCUUUGUUUAUGAUCAUAUACAGCACAAUUUUGUAACCUUUCAAGAUGUGAAUGGGCAUCGGACAAGGUUCCAUGGGAAGAAGACAACAUGGGGUUUUGACAAAUUAAUUUCUUUGGAGUCUUUUACGGAGAGUAAAAAUGGGUACCUUUUCAAUGAUUCAUGCGUUUUUGGAGUUGAGGUUACUGCAGUUCCAGAGUUUACAAAAAUGGAUCGGUGGCUGUCGAUGACAAAGCUUCCAACAACUAUGAAUACUUACACUUGGACCAUUAAUAAAUUUUCAGCUGUAACAGAGGAGCGAGUGUAUUCAGAAGCGUUUAAACUUGGCAAAAUGAAGUGGAAAUUGUCACUGUAUCCGAAAGGAAACAAAUCAUAUACACAUUUGUCAAUCUAUUUAGGUGUGCAUGAUGCUGCUUUGCUUCCUGAUGGUUGGAAAGUGUAUGCCAAGUACAAGAUUCGGGUUAAAUGUCAGGGUACUGGAAGUGAUAUACAAAGAGAAACUACAAAUGGCUGGUUCGACAACGCUACUGAUAGUUGGGGUUUUUCAUCUUUUAUGCCAUUGAGCCAACUUAUGGACUUUGAAAAUGGCUUCUUGUUGGAUGAUACUCUUAUUGUUGAAGUCGAGGUUUCAGUGAUGGGGAUGCUCAGAAAUUUUAUCUGA